This is a messenger RNA of Mycetomoellerius zeteki, 607 nucleotides long. Its product is annotated as microsomal glutathione S-transferase 1. Lineage: Eukaryota; Metazoa; Arthropoda; Insecta; Hymenoptera; Formicidae. Gene Ontology annotation, cellular component: membrane. Bases 121 to 558 code for a protein of 145 amino acids. The record is from RefSeq and is a predicted model, not a curated record. The transcript is spliced from 2 exons.
GUGAAGUAGGGAAUGUCCGUUAUUGUCAAGCAGUCAAGUCACUCUACUGACUACGUGCAACAUAAAACUAGCAGAAUCAUCAUUGUACAUUCGAGAAGACGAAUUUGAAGACCAGAAAAGAUGCCUGAAAUAAAUCCAGAAGUACUCAAAGUAUUCGGCUUUUGGGGUAGUAUCUUGGUUCUAAAACUGCUAGCGAUGACACCGUUAACUGCACGACAGCGAAUAAGAAAAAACGCAUUCGCAAAUCAAGAAGAUAUUAUGCACGCAGGUAAAGGCAAGGUGGUUUAUGAUGAUCCAGAUGUGGAGCGUGUACGCAGGGCACACUUAAAUGAUUUGGAAAAUAUUCUCCCUUGGUUCAUUAUCACAUAUCUCUGGCUAGGAACAGGACCUUCGCCAUGGUUGGCCAAAAUUUUUAUUCGAACCUUUGUACUUUCUCGCAUAGCUCACACUGCAUCAUACAUAUUUUUACAACAACAACCUAUGAGAGCGAUAACUUUCUUCGUAGCAUUUGGAAUUAUAGGCUACCAAGCAGUUAAGACAUUAAUGUACUAUUCCUAAGCUUUACAUAAACCUUUGAAGCAAUCGAAUCUAAACGUAUGUGAAAUAA